Molecule: messenger RNA, 3306 nt
Organism: Bursaphelenchus okinawaensis
Lineage: Eukaryota; Metazoa; Nematoda; Chromadorea; Rhabditida; Aphelenchoididae
Source: the annotation of a GenBank genome assembly
AUGUCAUCGAACCAGGACCGGAAUGUAGGUUUUUUCAAUUUUUUAGGCAUUUUGUAGCUUUGUAGACUUAUUUUAAAACUAUUUCAGCAUCCUAAAGCAUUAAAAGAUAAUCGGAAUGAAAAGCAGUCAGAUCGAAGAAAGUCGGUGAGUGCCAACGCUUUUUGUUUAAAUUUUAAAAUUUCAAAAUUUUAGAUAACAUUUUUUGAUAAUUUUAUAAUUUUUUAGCUUAAUGUACAAUUUUACCAAUUUUUAUAAGUUUUUAUCAAUUGUAAGCAUUUUGAUCAAGAAAGGGGCCUUUGCAGCCUGCACAAGCUAAGCCGCACGCAGCAAAUCUCGUUCUCUUUGAUUUUUCGAGUAAAAUACAAAAUUUUAAAAUUUUGGAAAAUUUAAUGGUUGCUUUUUAAUAUUUUACAUUUUCAGAAGCCAAAGGGUCAUGGUUCGAAAGGUAAGGCGACUUUUUUACAUCUCUUAUAUUGUUUUAGGUUAAAUAGGACGUUUUUGGUCUAAAAUUGUCGAUUUUUGGUUGAUAAACUAUAGAUUAUCUGGCCACAAGCCUUGCUUUAUGUAGUACAAAUCUUAUUUUUGGUAAAGAAGGUAAUUUAAGGUCAUAAAAACUUUGUUUUAGCUAGUCAACCAAGAGUUAUUUUCGAAAUUUAGGGAAAAAUUAAUGUUUUGGUGGAAUUUUUGAUGUUUUACAGUUUUAUUUGAUAUCUGAUCACGUUUUUCAUGUUUUAGAAGAUAGCUGAGCUUAUUAUCUUGAUUUUAUAGCUUUUCUUUAUUUGUUUUUCCUAACGUUGCAUUAAAUUUACCUUGUUUUAGAAGGUCGACGUGUGCCCAAUGAAAGUCCCGACGAUAUGCCUUCGGAGGACAAAAACAAGCCAAAAAAGUCGAAGAAGAAGAUAAAGAGAAGGAAGAAGAAAGACAAAGAUUACAAGGAUCUUGUAAGUUUGUUUUAUUAUUGUUUUUUGAAUUUAGGACUUGAACAUUGGAAGGCAAGGUUAAUAUGAUGUUUCUUCAAUGUUUUUUGAUAAAGACGUUAAGUUUUGAUUAAUAAGCAGGAAGAAAAAUAUUUCAAAAGGUUUAAAAAAGAUUUUAGGUAACAAAAAUUUUACAAUUUUGUUUUUUUAGUUCAUUGGCCACGACUACAUCGCCCCCUACGACUUGUACAAAUGGCAAAGAGAACAACAAUUGAAGAAGGCCAAAGCAGCAGCCCAAGCUGAUCCCAAAUCUGGCGAAGUGAAAACAGCUGAAGCCGAGAAGCGUCGCAAGGCUCCAAAGCCGAAACCAAAGCCAAUUGGCAAUGAUAAGACGAUCACUGUGGAAAAACAACCAACCAGCUCGGAACAACCCACCACCGAAGAGAAGCUCACUAGUGUUGAAGUCUCGGACAACGGUGGUACCACACCAACUGGUACAACACCAACUGGUACCACCCCAACUGGUACAACUCCAACUAGUACAUCUAGGACUAAAAAUAAACCACCGACCGGUGAAAUGUCGCCAGAUCAAGUUUCGUUGGAAAAAGAAGAUGAUGAUCAGAAACGGCAGAAGAAGCCAGGAAAAGAUGACCCAAGAGCAAAGAAGCCGGUAAAGCCGGUCUAUGUGCCAGAUAAGGUGGACGAGGAUAAGGUGAUUUCGGCUCAAAAGCGAAAGAAACCUAAACACCCUAAGGACAAAAAGAAACUGAUUAAACUUGUUACGUAAGGUUUUUUAUUGGAAAAUUGAAACUUCAGGUAAAGAAUGAGCAAGAAAAUAGUACUUUAGGUAACAAAUUACAAUUUAGGGAAAAAAUAUAGUUUUAGGUAAUAAAACAUUUAAAAUAUAGUACUAGGCUUUAGGUAGUAAACCAAAAAGAUUUUUUUUUACAUUUUUAAUGUUUACAUUACCUUUUUCAGGACGAUUCAGCGAAAAGACCCUUUAAAGCUACCCAGAAUAAAAUACGCUAAUAGGUAUGCCACGCCAACGGUAAGUUCUGUCGUUUAAAAUAAGGUUUUUAGAUUGUGUAAGGUUUUUUUGGCUUUAUUGCUUUAAAAUGACUAAAACAAGGCUUUUUAUUACCUAAAAACACCUAAAUUAAGGUUUUUGUUACCUAAAAAGCCGGUAUUUGGUCGAAUUUUUGAAUUUUAAAAUGAAUUUCAAGCUCUUUUUUAUUUGAAACCUUGAUUUUGUUACCUAAUUUUGCCAUUUGAACCCUGAUUUCAACGUUAUAGAUGGACGACGUGAAGAGCGACUUUGGCGACGACGAUGUUCCGAACAAGGAUCGAGAAGAAUCCCCGCCGAGCUCGGGCAGAAAAAACGAAAAAAUCGAGAAAGCACUCGAGGAGAUACAGAGAAAUGCGCCGCUAGAAGCUGAGAACGAACAAAAACCACCGAAACCAAACAAAAUGCAAAAGACUCAUCGGCUAGGUGAAGUUGGAUGUGAUCCAGAAGAUCGAACAGCCACUCCAGUUACACCACCGAAUGCUACGACGCCAGAAAGUUGUCAUAAGACUUGCACGAGUUCGGGUAAGGGUAGUUUUAUAGAUUUGUUAUGGGCGGGGUAAAAAAUUAGGAAGGGGGGGGGUAAAAAAAUUCUUUUAAAAAUGGUAAAAAAUGUUUAAAUGUUUUUCUAGUUAGGACAGCGAGACAGAAAAACAAUUUUGGAAGGGGUAGAUUUUUUUAGGGGGGGGAAGGGCAACAUUUUUUCGGUAACUAAACUAUGCUGUUUUGCCUUUAUUACCAUCCCUAACUUCAGGUAGCUAUACAACUACUACACCCUCAAGUACCGGCUUUACAUCCUCAAUGACACCGACCAGUGUAUCAGUAACAUCGGAAAGUGGAUCAAGAUCGCCAUUAACACCAGAAGGCGGCAUACCAUCCCAAUACAUCCCACCUUCACCAACGACCAUGGAUCAGAAGUCGGCGACGACUUUGAGUACUGGUUAUCAAUGCAAAUGUUCAGCCACAACUCCACCUGAUACUCUUCAGUAUGGUGCUCCGCUGGGUGCUCCACAGCGUCGUACUUCUCCGCAUGGUACUACCGUUCAGCCUGGUACUUCUCCGCAUGGUACCUCUCCGCAUGAUCCUCAACAGCAUGGUACUCAUCCGCAUGAAUCGUCCUCGAGUUCGGAUCAGAAGUCUCCAAUGGUUACACACUCUCAAAACUCAUUGGUGGAAUUCAAAAAGGAUCAGAAGCCUCUAAAGCCACUAAAACAACUGACUAAAGAGGACUCGAAACCUACUCCACAAGUAAUGAAAGCACCGGUACCACCUUCUCCACAACAUCCAGAUGAAGGCGAAAACGAUCCGGACGAACCUCAUGAGUGA